Tetrahymena thermophila SB210 is the source of this 390-nucleotide messenger RNA. RefSeq lists its product as hypothetical. NCBI's taxonomy places the organism in Eukaryota, Ciliophora, Oligohymenophorea, Hymenostomatida, Tetrahymenidae. The transcript has a single exon. The record is from RefSeq and is a predicted model, not a curated record.
AUGAAGAGAUUGAGCUUUUGCAUAGAGAUUUUUUUCCCCAUUUUUUUAUAAAUUAAAAAAGAUAAACAAAAAAUAAAUUUAAAAUUGAAAUUAAAAAGAAAUACAAAUAAAAAUUAAAAAAAUAUACCUAACAGAAAAAGAUAGAUAAAUAGAAAGAUAUAAAAAACUAAAUAAAUUAAUAAAAUUGACAAUUAACAGAUUAAAUAAAACCACAUAAAAAAUCAACCAUAAAUAAAUAAAUUGACAAUAGAUAAAAAAUAAAAAAAUAAAUCCAAGUACUUAAACAUGCUUUUUGGUAAACACAAAAGUUAAAUUAUUACAAAAUUUAAACCAUUUAUAGCAUUGAUAAAUUUCGAAGCUUUAUCAAUAAAUAAUUUAAGUUUUAAAUGA